AUGGAUCGCAUUGAAAAGUUUCUUGGAAGACGACCGAUCAAAAACAGACGCAAAGUCAAAUGCAAUGGGAGAGAGCAUGUGAUAACCAAGGAAGACUUGAAAGUGAUCAGAGCGUUUAGAAAGAACGUUUGUAUGGAUCCGGAUGUUGAUUUAUAUAGACCGUUGAAUCUGAGCUUCAGCAGAAAGACAAUGAAUGGGCCAAUACUAGAAAAGAAAGAACGUAAAGAUAAGAGUCAGAGCACAUAUUACACACCAAGAAUACUUAGAAAGAGUAUAAGACAAUACAUACCACAGAAGGAUUGCGAACAACUAGUUAAUACGAUAUUGGAUGUAUGGGAAGAUGAGGGAAUGGAUGAUUUGAAUGCAUAUGAGCAAGAUAUCUUUGUGAAUACGGAGGAGCAGUAUACUGGUGCUGUUGAAAAGUUGUCAUAUAGAACUGAAGAUCUCAAGAAAAGCCUCAGGAGGAUAUACUUGAGGUUAUAUGAUCCAAGAGAGAAGAAGGAGUUCAAACUUAAAGAUUUUGUCAAGGAAAUGCCAAAGCCAGAAACACUUGGCCCAUUCCCGAAAGAAAUUGGAUUGUCGUAUUGCUUUGAUCAUCCAGUUAGGAUCAAUGUUCAUGAAAGUCAUCGGAUGUUUGCAUCAUGCAAGGGUCGUGUAUUAGAGGUUUAUGAGUUUGAUGGGUUUGUUAAGGUUGUUGAGAUUGUGUUUGACUCAGAUGUAAGAGCAGCAAGAUUUGCAAUUGAUGGGUUGAUUUGUGUACUUGUGGGAGAUUCUGCAUACAUUGUGAGCCUUGAAUAUGAAAUAACCAACACUGAGAUGAUUGCAGAUGCAUUCAGUUUAGUGGAGAUGAAACAGAGGAAACGGAGCAUUAACGGAUGGGACGAGCAACUAUGCACUUGUGCUGUGUUGAAGAGUAGCAAGAAAGUGAACAAUAUAGAAGUGCAUCAGAAUGGAAAGUAUCUUGGAGUAGUGAGUGGAAAGGAAAUAACGGUAUGUGAUCUAACGAAGUGGAAGGCAAUGAAGAUAUGCCUGGACAGGGGGAAAACUCCACUGAAGAUGAGAUUUCAUAGAACACUUUCUAGGAUAAUUGUAUCUACGACCAACUCGAUUAUUGUCUAUGACCUUGUGACUCGAAAGACUGUGUGCGAGGGUGUAGGGAUGUCAUUUGUAUUUGACUUCUGCCUUGUGAAUGAGAAUGUGGUUGCAUUAGUAAACAACCUGAAUAAGGUGGUGUUGUAUGAUCACGUGAGGAAUGAGAUCCUAAGGACGAUGGUUCAAGAGCAGAUUGGGAUUGAGGUAGCACAUCAUAGAAAAUACAAUCUGAUGUGUGUGUCGUAUCCAACUGAGAUGAUUGUAUUCUACAACGAUAUUUCGAACGAUCUUGUUGUUCCAUUGCAUAGGAUUAGCGGAAAGUACAGGGACUUAGCAUUUCAUCCUGUGCUUCCAUGGCUGUACGGAAUCAGUGGAAAAAUGCUGUAUGUUUUUACUUAG
Molecule: messenger RNA, 1491 nt
Organism: Ordospora colligata OC4
Lineage: Eukaryota; Fungi; Microsporidia; Ordosporidae
Exons: 1
Coding region: 1-1491 (496 amino acids)
Biological process (GO): maturation of LSU-rRNA from tricistronic rRNA transcript (SSU-rRNA, 5.8S rRNA, LSU-rRNA); ribosome biogenesis
Cellular component (GO): preribosome, large subunit precursor; PeBoW complex
Molecular function (GO): ribonucleoprotein complex binding; protein binding
Source: RefSeq, a predicted model, not a curated record